Molecule: messenger RNA, 947 nt
Organism: Fomitopsis serialis
Lineage: Eukaryota; Fungi; Basidiomycota; Agaricomycetes; Polyporales; Fomitopsidaceae
Exons: 2
Coding region: 232-834 (200 amino acids)
Source: RefSeq, a predicted model, not a curated record
GGAAGGUUCACGAGCAGCGCUCGCGUUGCAACAGGUAUGCCCAAGAGCUACGGCGCCAUGCUGGGUCAAUCCUUCCUCUCCAUAUGCCCCAAGAAGGUCGGCCGAGUCGUUGAUGGCGCAUAGCGAUGCGCAGGAAUACGUCGACACUCGACGAUGGGGCAGCAAUCUCUUCGAUAUUGAUGCCGUUGAGGCGUCAUUCUACCAUUUCUACCAUGAGGGUGGUCCCGAGAAAUGCCGCCUCUCCUUACGAGUAUUCGCCCGCCCUCAUCCGGGACCGUGUGUACGCGAUAUGCUCAGGUAAUCACCGAUCCUGGUCUACCAUGCACAAAGGCCGGCACUGCUCACCGAAGCAGCAUUGGACAUCUUCACCUUCAACCUGCUCUACCUCCCCAUCUACUUUGGCGGGAAUCCUGGUGGCUGCGGACAUCCGGGACCAGAAAUCACUGGCGAACUACGCUGCAUCCUUCUUCCCGAGCGUGUCAUGCGACUGCUACCCAGUACCUGGCCAACUCGGGUCCAACUCGGCUUUCUCUGUCAUCGCAUGCAGCGAUGAUGAUUCUCUCUCGUAUGACCCCGAGGACUAAAUACAGACGACACCUCGGUAACAUGUCGUCCGACUCGCCGCGGUUCGCUCCCGUGGGGAUCAUACAACCUCCGGUGGUGCACCGAGUGAAAAUCCGCCCGAGGUGGCGUUGCACUGUCCCCUUCGUCGCGAACACAUCGAGCCCCCUCCUCAUCGUGUCGCAGAGGCACGACACUAUAUGCCCUCAGGCCCAGACGUGUGACGUGCCAGCCCGCUUCCCCCGUUCCGCUUUACUCGUCCAGGACUCGUAAGGUCACUGCAUGCCGUCCGCGCCUUCCAUAUGCACUGCGAAGCAUAUCAGGGCAUACUACCAGAACGGCACGCUGCCCGAGGACGGGGCGGUAUGCGGGGUGGAUGAACUGCC